Messenger RNA from Trematosphaeria pertusa, 909 nucleotides. RefSeq lists its product as uncharacterized. Bases 1 to 909 code for a protein of 302 amino acids. The record is from RefSeq and is a predicted model, not a curated record. The transcript is spliced from 4 exons. Gene Ontology annotation, biological process: mycotoxin biosynthetic process. NCBI's taxonomy places the organism in Eukaryota, Fungi, Ascomycota, Dothideomycetes, Pleosporales, Trematosphaeriaceae.
AUGUUCGCCUGCCUCUUUCGAAAGCCAAAGUUCGCCCCAGUCCCGCAAACGGACAAUGAGACACUCCUGCCCUCGUCAUCCUCUACCUCAUCUCUUCCGCUCGAGAAAGCCAAUGACGACCGGAAGACUGGAGACCUCCGGGUAGCCGUAAAUACAUUUGUGCUCAGCACAGCAGUCUAUAUUACCGUUGGGGUCUGGAUCGCCUUGAGCGCGAGGAGUGGAACAUUCGUGUGGGAUGCGGAUGAUUUUUGCAUCAAUCACGUUUCGCAGUACUGCACUGAUAAACACGUGGCCCCCGUCGUGAACGAAGUAAAGCCGAGUUGGCAUACCGUCCAGUUCAACGGAUCGUUCCUGCAUGAGAACAUCUAUCGGCAGUCGGCGGGACCGGAGGUGGACGCCGCGUGGGAGGCCCUGGGCACUGAUUACCGCAGCGUUGUCAUCCCAGAGAGCGAAGCUGAAAAAACAGGGCUUAGACCCGACCAAGUUCAAGUCAACCAUACGCAUGGAGGUGGAUUUCCAGCAAACGUCGAAGGACUGCACCAUUUGCAUUGCUUGAAUCUUCUCCGGAAAUCUCUCAAGUGGAAUUACGACUAUUACAAGGACCUGAAGCAGGGCGCCUUCUCGAACAGCGAGUAUAUCGUGCGGUUUCAUGUAACUCACUGCCUGGACAUCCUGCGCCAGCAGCUGAUGUGCAUCACCGACGUUGGCGUCCUUGGUCAGGUGUGGUGGCAGCCAGAGGAAGGGAACCCCAUGCCGUUUGUGGACUUUAACACGAAGCACCGCUGCCGGGACUAUGAGGCUAUUCGGAAGUGGGCGCAGGAACAUCAGCUUCCGCCUGAAUCGGAGGUGGACAUGACCACCUUUUAUCAGAUGCCAAAGCCACAAGACGUCCUUCCUGAGAUUCCGUAG